AUUAUAUUUAUUUUAAAGAAAGAAGACGGCCUAUAUCUAUAUAUUAAUUACCGGGGUCUAAAUAGGAUUAUUAUUAAGAACCAAAUACUAUUAUUACUUAUUAGUAAGAUAAUAGAUAGGCUUUAUAAAAUAAUAUUCCGAAUAUACUAUAGAUAUUUUAAGUACUAUAUUAUAUUCUUUAGACUAUCUAAUACUCCGGUAAUAUUUCAGGUAUAUAUUAAUUAUAUACUAGUAGGCCUUAUAAAUAUUAUUUAUAUAGUUUAUCUAAAUAAUAUUUUGAUUUAUUUAGAGAACCCAGAAUAG
This is a messenger RNA of Hyaloscypha bicolor E, 303 nucleotides long. RefSeq lists its product as uncharacterized. The annotation marks the transcript as partial. NCBI's taxonomy places the organism in Eukaryota, Fungi, Ascomycota, Leotiomycetes, Helotiales, Hyaloscyphaceae. The record is from RefSeq and is a predicted model, not a curated record. The transcript has 2 exons.